Anisakis simplex (herring worm) is the source of this 249-nucleotide messenger RNA. The record is from the annotation of a GenBank genome assembly. NCBI's taxonomy places the organism in Eukaryota, Metazoa, Nematoda, Chromadorea, Rhabditida, Anisakidae.
GGAUAUCCAGGCGUAAAGGGCGAGCGCGGCUAUCAAGGUGUACCAGGAGUGAAAGGAGAUCGUGGAAUGCCGGGCAGAACCGGUGAGCCAGGCAUUCCAGGUGUGCCUGGAACAAAGGGCCACAAGGGAAUGGAUGGAGUUCCUGGAACAAAUGGACAACCUGGGCCACCUGGAUGGCCCGGUCGUAAGGGCGAAAGUGGUGUUGCCGGACGACCAGGUGGAAAUUAUCUUAUGCCGUUGAGCACUUGA